Corticium candelabrum is the source of this 2204-nucleotide messenger RNA. RefSeq lists its product as uncharacterized. The transcript has 9 exons. NCBI's taxonomy places the organism in Eukaryota, Metazoa, Porifera, Homoscleromorpha, Homosclerophorida, Plakinidae. The coding region runs from base 143 to 1963 and encodes 606 amino acids. The record is from RefSeq and is a predicted model, not a curated record.
CUCUAUUUGUCACACUCGUCGACGUCGCGAGCGGGACCAAAGAUACCUACAAAGCGACGUCGCUCGCUGUGUGAGACUAGAACGAGUGUGUUUGUACUAAUAAAUCGUGUGCUGUGUGCUCGUCUGGAGAUCGAGCGACGCGAUGAGAUAUUCAUUUGUCGUUCUUCCUGUAUGCUUACUGUUUGUAUCGAUCACCCAUGGAGUCUACCGUUGUGGUAGAGGACCCCACCAACUUGCAUUAAGUUCAGAGUCGUUUACUGUCUAUCAAAGGCGGCACUGGAUUGUUGCUAUUGGUCAUAACAACAGUGCAAAUGCCAUGAACGUUCUACACUGGAUAUUGAAUCCGGCAACCACCCAGAUUUCUGAAGAAGAAUUGGCAAAAAUUGCUAACGCCCAGAGCAAACUCAUUAAUAUUGCGAGACAAACCAGGCAACUGAGAGUGAACGUUACGCAGAAGCUUGAUGGUUUGAACGUCGCAUUUCAACUUGAGCACUCCAACGGCAAUAACGCUAAUAUUACGCAUGAACGGAGUCCCUGGGUUACCGUGAAGCUUGGAGCUGAUCCAGAAAUAGUCUUAAACAAGAGUAAAGCAACUACAAACAACAGUGAAGUAAACUUCAAAAUAUGUGGAAACGUUAGUGGCAUCCCUCCUCCUGCUGUUACAAUCAUCUCUCCUUUAUCAAACAACACAAUAAUUCCAGAAUCUCUGUACGUAAAAAAUGGCAACUGCUGGACGUUUAACAAUUCUAUCAGACAACUUGGGCACAAAUUUAUAAUGAUUGCAAGCAACUGCCUGUCUAGCGCAAGCACACCAUUUCUUAUCGAAGUAAAGCCUACAAUUCAUAUAAAUAUCCAAAAGUCAAAUGGAUGUUUCUAUCAAGGCUGUAAAGAACCAGUCCUGGUAGGCUAUGUUCAUCAAAACAUUGCAAUUCCAAUCACAAUCAGUGAAUUUCCCUCUUCAAUGAUCACAUGGACAAAAUUCAAAGACGAAAACAAGGAAAACGUGGAACUCAAGAAUCUAGUCAUACAAAGAAAUCAUACUCACAUGAUUCUAAAAGAUACUAAAAGCAGUAAUUCUGGUUGGUAUCGAGUAAAGGCAAACAACACUUAUGAAACUAGUGAAAGGACAUUUCAGUUGGUAAUAAUAGAGGACAAGAAUUUAGUAGUUAAGUGUGACUCUGCAAAUUUCACAAAGAAAAUCUGUGCUCUUCAAGAGAGCUUGAACUCAAACAACCUAUUCUCUAAUGUCCCAUACAAUUUGCCUCAUUCGACUACACCUACAGAUGAAUGGAUGAUACUGAAAGGAAACACUCAGCAAGUUCAUGAGAAAGUCUCGCCCACUUCCAAUUUUCAAAAUGUUACAGAAAGCAACCCGGCAGCUAAACUUCCAACAGAGAUGACAGCGGGUACAGCAAAAUCUGGUAAUUCUAACAUCGAUAGAGAUAUACCAAUUUGGCUUAUUGGUGCUGCCUGUUCGGUGUUUGGAAUUAUGGCAAUCUGUAUCAUUGUACUGUCUUGUCAUCUUGUCAAACAAAGAGCACGGAAGAUUGCCUCAAUGAAAGAUGCAGUCAAAGCUCAACCAAAAUGGGCAAAUGAGAAUUUCAUGGUAGAAGAAACCAACCCUGCUCUAGAACAAAUUCCACCCCAAAUUCCUAAAAGUCAAACGUCACCUCCCUCGUGUGAGAAACGAAUCGAAAGACAAAUACGCAAGGGACGCAAAGUAAGAUUUACUGCAGGAGAAGCCAUGAGCCAAAGACAAUGUCCAACGUACAGCAAACUAUGGCCAACAAACAGCAGCCCAAAGAGCCCCAUGGCACCAAAAAAAACAACCAACGAGCCACAGUAUGAUACAAUCUGUGAAGCGUCAUCUAGUAAUAAAUUUAAAAUAAAUUUGGAGCACAUCGACACCCCAGAGAGGAACUCCGAGUAUCCAGAACUAGAGUUUGUCUACACAACACUCUAGUGUGAAAAGAAUCAAGGUACUUGACAAAAUCUUACAGCUAGCAUGCAUGUAACUUUCGAUUAAAAAUUGUAGCAGAGCUAGCAGCGAUACCUUCCUUGAUAUUGAUUUAUAGUUAAAUUUGAUGUAUUGAAUAGACUGUUGUAGCAACUGUUAAACUCUGAAUUUAGUAGCUAUACAAGCUUUAGUAUCUACAGAUUAGAGUAAUAGAUGUACUCUGAGCUGCUUUAAUGCGCACACUUGU